AUGAGUACUGCCAACGGCACACGGCGUGCCUCCAGAAGGCAAUCACAAGAUGCUGAUAAGGUCGUCGUGAACUUGGUCUCAACCCCCCCAGCGGCGGGCAGCCGACGUGGAGUAUCGACCUCUAACGCUGGCGCGCGCACCUCACCCAUUGAUGUGGAAGCCCUCGAGGAUGAAGUGCAGGUCGUAUCAGCUUCACAAGUGCCUCCUCAGAGGAGGAACCGGAGACCCAGGAGGCAGCCUGUGACAGUAGUUGAUCUCGAUGUACAUGCUAUCCGGCAAGGAGUGUCUCAUGAUGAUAAUGCAACAGUGCUUUCUCAUAACACAAGGAACAAACGCCCAAGAGUUUCCCCUGUAAUAAACAUCUCUCCAGAAACAGGAGAAGGGUCCAGCUUACAGUCAAAAAAUGCGGGGAAAACUAGCAAAGAGCCUGUGAAGGUGGCUCCAAAGGAACCCAUCUUCACCUGCCCGGUGUGUUGGAACAAGUUGGACGAGCCCGCCACAACAAUGUGCGGCCACAUCUUCUGUACAAACUGCAUCAAGCAAGCCAUCCAGUACCAGAAGAAAUGUCCUACCUGCCGGAAGCACCUGAAGAUGAACAAUUUCCAUCGCAUUUACCUUCCUAACACCUCCCGUUAA
Triticum turgidum subsp. durum (durum wheat) is the source of this 636-nucleotide messenger RNA. NCBI's taxonomy places the organism in Eukaryota, Viridiplantae, Streptophyta, Magnoliopsida, Poales, Poaceae. The record is from the annotation of a GenBank genome assembly.